UCUUCGAGUAGCGUGAGAGACGUUAAUGCUCUUUUGCUUUUAGGAUUUGGUUAAAAAAUAAUGAAAAGAAUUGUCAAGAAUUUUCGGAAACAAUUUCAUAGUUAAUAAUGCGGUCAGUAAUGUCAAAAAUAUAAUGGUUUUAUUGUUUACUGAAGAUAGCGUUAUAUCUAAAAGAUGUUCUGGAGUGAAAGAGUGGUAUUAAACGUUCUUCUAGUGUGUUUUUGAAUGACAUCUGAAUCCUUCUGCGCGCUAGUUCACGCAGAUUUGCGAACCAACUUGCCCUGUAACAGAUUCUGAUGGCCUGUCCAAAGCUCUGCAGCUAUGAAUCGCUACGUGACUCUGAGUCCUUUAGGUGAUGGAACGUAUGGUGAUGUUGUUCUCGGUAAGCGGUUGGACACUGGAGAAAAAGUUGCGAUCAAAAGAAUGAAGAAAAAAUAUUAUUCUUGGGAUGAAUGUAUGAGUUUGCGAGAAGUAAAGUCUCUUCAGAAGCUAAGUCAUACAAAUUUGGUGAAAUUAAAAGAAGUCAUCAGAGAAGACAAUACCUUGUAUUUUGUUUUUGAAUAUAUGAAGGAGAAUCUCUACCAGCUUAUGAAGAGAAGGGAUAGACCAUUUCCUGAAACAGAAAUCAAAAAUAUUCUGUACCAAAUUCUUCAGGGACUACAAUUCAUGCACAAGCACGGUUUCUUUCAUCGAGAUUUAAAGCCAGAGAACGUGCUCUGCAUGGGACCGGACCUCAUCAAAAUCGCUGACUUCGGCUUAGCUCGAGAGAUAAGGUCGAGACCCCCCUACACCGAUUACGUUUCAACGAGAUGGUAUAGAGCUCCCGAAAUUCUGCUGAGAUCAACAAACUACAACUCGCCUAUAGAUCUCUGGGCUCUUGGCUGCAUUAUGGCCGAGCUAUACAACUUGCGACCAUUAUUCCCUGGAAGGAGUGAAAUUGAUCAGAUUUUCCGCAUAUCAUCUGUUUUGGGUACUCCAGACAGGCGUGAAUGGCCUGAAGGUUACCGACUAGCGGCUCAAAUGAACUUCCAUUUCCCCAAGUUUUCCCGACUCUCCUUGGCAGAUAUAGUACCCAGCGUCAGCAUAGAAGGCCUCACACUUUUGGAGGACUUGCUGAAAUGGAAUCCAAGUCUUCGACCAACAGCUUACUUGGCCCUUCGGUAUCCAUACUUUUCCGAAGAUCGUCAAGGAGUGGAAAAUCGCAAAAUCAGGAAUGCCGUAUCCUCCGAUUAUCGUGAAGAAUGGUAUCAAGGUUACUGGAGGCAAAACGAGCAAGUGACUCCUAGCCAAUCAGUUACCAAGAUACAACAAGCGAAUCCUUAUGAGAAUGAAGGCUACCAGAAUGAACAUAGAUUACCUCAGAAACCACGGAACUUUUCAUUGUCAUUUAGGGAUCCUAAAAUAAGCAGAUCUUGGCCAGCCCUUCAAGAAUUAGAUUCAUACGUUCUAGAUGAAGUUAGUUUGCACACAUUGAAGGGAGCCGAUGCGAAUAAAUUUCAAGUACAAAGAGCAGGUUUCCAUGAAGGCCAACAACCGAAGUUAGAUGACAGGAAGUAUGAAAAAUGAGAAGAUCUUGAAACAAACUUUUUGUAAAAUAACUAAAUAUGUAAUUAUUCAGUAUAAUAUACAUAUAUAUUUAUGUUUGAGAAAUAAAUUUGUA
Molecule: messenger RNA, 1660 nt
Organism: Stegodyphus dumicola
Lineage: Eukaryota; Metazoa; Arthropoda; Arachnida; Araneae; Eresidae
Product: serine/threonine-protein kinase ICK-like
Biological process (GO): protein phosphorylation
Molecular function (GO): ATP binding; protein kinase activity
Source: RefSeq, a predicted model, not a curated record